Molecule: messenger RNA, 4364 nt
Organism: Nezara viridula (southern green stink bug)
Lineage: Eukaryota; Metazoa; Arthropoda; Insecta; Hemiptera; Pentatomidae
Source: the annotation of a GenBank genome assembly
UUAAACUAAUAAAUCUAUUUAGUACAAUGUUUUAAUUUCCUAUUAGAAAUUAUAGUUAUUUGGAUGGUUUUAUUGGAUAUAACUAAUCGAAAUAUGAACAAAGUUUGAUGGCUAACCUGCUCACCUACCUUACCAAAUGGACAACUGGUUGAAGUGCAAUCUUUAGAGUAUUAGUGUUUUCUUUUUAAUUAAAAAUCCAAAUUUUAUAGUCUUAUUAAAUAAAUUUUGCAAAUUUAUUCUGUUAUGUAAAUUAUUUUCAUUGAAAACAUUUACUAGCAUUUCAAACUGCUAGCUGUGGGAUUUGUUUGCUAUUAAAAAUGAGGCAUACCUCAGAAACUUGGCUUAUUUCCCAAACCUUCCUUGAGCCAGGAUUGAACAGCAAAUAGGACACCCAUGUAAAUCAAUUUUACUUCUACAAAAUGGCUACGGGUCGAUGUCAGUCUUCGGGUGUCAAGCAGACAGAGCUAGACCAAAUAUGGGAUGAUCUUCGGCAAGGUAUUGAACAAGUAUACAAGCGACAGUUUAUGUCGAAAACGCGGUACAUGGGCUUAUACACACAUGUAUACAAUUAUUGCACAAGUGUUCACCAACAAGUAAACAGAUCUACGACUAAAGGGAAAAAAGGCCAGGUCACUGGAGGUGCCCAGCUUGUGGGAUUGGAAUUAUAUAAAUGUUUAAGAGAUUUUUUGAGAAACUAUUUAGUAAAUUUACUUAAGGAUGGGAUUCACUUGAUGGAUGAGGAUGUUUUGCAGUUUUAUACACGACAGUGGGAAGAGUACCAAUUCAGUUCCAAAGUUUUGAAUGGUGUUUGUUCAUACUUGAACAGGCACUGGGUCAGAAGGGAAUGUGAAGAGGGAAGAAAAAGUAUUUAUGAAAUAUACCAACUGGCAUUAGUUACAUGGAGAGAUAACUUGUUCAAGCAGCUCAAUCGGCAAGUUACAAAUGCUGUAUUGAAGCUUAUUGAACGAGAAAGAAAUGGUGAAACAAUUAACACUAGAUUAGUCAGUGGUGUUAUCAACUGUUAUGUAGAACUUGGUUUGAAUGAAGAAGAUCCUUCGGCUAAAGGUCCAACUUUAAGUGUGUACAAGGACUCUUUUGAAAAUGUUUUUCUUGAAGAUACUGAAAGGUUUUAUACCAAGGAAAGCACCGAGUUUCUCCGUCAAAAUCCUGUCACAGAAUAUAUGAAGAAGGCUGAACAGAGGCUAUCUGAAGAACAGAAAAGAGUUCAAGUUUACUUGCAUGAGACAACAGCCGACAGGCUUGCAAAAACAUGCGAGAGGGUGAUAAUAGAAAAACAAAUGGAAGUUCUUCACGCUGAGUUUCAGCAUCUUCUUGAUUCUGACAAAGAUGAGGAUCUUGGUAGAAUGUACCAGCUUGUUUCUCGGAUACCAGAUGCUCUCGGUGAAUUGAGAUCUUUAUUAGAAAGUCAUAUUCAGAAUCAAGGACUGGAUGCCAUUGAAAAAUCUCGAGACACAGCUUCUAAUGAUCCUAAAAUUUAUGUAUCAACUAUUCUGGAUGUGCAUAAGAAGUAUAAUGCAUUAGUGAUUACUGCAUUUAACAAUGAUACAGGAUUUGUAGCAGCACUUGACAAAGCAUGUGGAAAGUUUAUUAAUAACAAUGCCGUUACAAGAGAUGCUUCAUCUUCUUCAAAGAGUCCUGAAUUACUUGCAAAAUUUUGUGAUCUUCUUCUUAAAAAAUCAUCUAAAAAUCCUGAGGAAGCAGAACUGGAAGACACUCUCAACCAAGUGAUGGUAGUCUUCAAGUACAUUGAAGAUAAGGACGUUUUUCAAAAAUUUUAUUCUAAAAUGCUUGCUAAGCGUUUGGUUCAACAUAUGUCUGCGAGUGAUGAUGCAGAAGCUAGUAUGAUAAGUAAGUUAAAACAAGCUUGUGGUUUCGAAUAUACCAGCAAACUUCAACGAAUGUUCCAGGAUAUUGGCGUAUCUAAAGAUCUUAAUGAACAGUUCCGGAAUCAUUUAGUUAGAUCGGCUGAGCCAUUGGACAUCGAUUUUAGUAUUCAAGUUCUCUCUUCCGGGUCAUGGCCUUUUCAAUCAAGUCAGAACUUCUCGUUACCUACUGAGCUGGAAAGGAGUGUUCAUCGUUUUACAACAUUCUAUAGCAGCCAGCACUCAGGGCGGAAAUUGAACUGGUUGUAUAAUAUGUCCAAAGGGGAACUGAUUACUAAUUGUUUCAAAAACAGGUAUACGUUGCAAGCAUCAACCUUGCAAAUGGCUGUUUUGCUUCAGUAUAACAGCUCAGAGUCUUGGACUGUCGGGCAGCUGGCCGAGAGCACUCAAAUUAGUUCAGAUUAUCUUCACCAGGUGCUUCAUAUACUUCUUAAAGCUAAACUUCUCUCAACAGAAGAAGAAGAUGAAGCUGAACUUCAACCUAAUUCAUCUCUAUCUUUAUACCUGGGCUAUAAAAACAAAAAACUGAGAGUGAACAUUAAUAUGCCUGUCAAAGCUGAGUUAAAACAUGAACAGGAAACCACGCAUAAGCACAUAGAGGAAGAUAGGAAACUUUUAAUUCAAGCAGCAAUAGUGAGGAUAAUGAAAAUGAGAAAAAUAUUGAAACAUCAAAACUUAGUUGCAGAAGUACUCAAUCAACUUUCUUCUAGGUUCAAACCAAGGGUUCAUGUCAUCAAGAAAUGUAUAGAUAUUUUGAUUGAGAAGGAAUAUUUAGAGAGAACAGAGGGCCAGAAAGAUACUUACAGCUAUUUAGCCUGAUCAAGAAAAGAAAAAUUGCACUUAACCAUGACCAAUUUAAGUGUGCACUCUUCAGUCCCCCAGUUCAUUCAUGUUUGGUCCACAUCGUUGGAUUCAUUAACUGAUUUCUUUUAUUAUAUAAUAUAUAUUUAUAUAAAGAUGUUUUUGUUAAAUCAGUAAAUUAUUUUGAAUCAUGGACUUUUUUUGUUAGUAUGUUUUGAAACGAUUUUGCUAUGUGUGUCCCUUUCAAUUUUCAUCUUAUAUAUUUCUAAGGACUCUGCUAUAUUUUUGUGGAAAAAGAACGAGAACCUCAUUUUAUCAGGUUUAUGUUGAAAAUAGAGGGCUUUCAAAGCUAACUGGAGAAUACAUUUCUAGUUUAGAAAUAUAUCCCAGAUGGUCAGUGAUACUGAUUGAUAUAAUUAUAUAUUUAGGUAAAUAUAUAUUUAAGAGAACAUUUAACAGAUUUAUUAUAAUUGUGUAAAAAAAUAUUCACCAAUAUUAUUUAUAUUAAUUUGUAAGGAACAAACUUAUACCAAAUUAAGUUUUUGAGUUGUUAUGAUGUUCUGGUUUUGUAAAGUUUAUAUAUCAAUCUUGGAUUCUUUUUGUUUGUAUAAUGUUUUAAGUAUAUAUAAGAAUGAUGUGAGAACAUUUUAUUUCAUAUUUGUAUGGAAUAUGUAUUUGAUUAAAAUGUCUGUAAAAAAAAAAAAAGCUAUAAAAAUAAUAAAUAAAACAUACAAAAAAACAUUCCAUGAAUGAAAAUUUGGUUGAUAACUUUUUGUACGGUGUAAAUAUUUGGCCCUUGAAUGUGAGAGAAAGGAAUGUUGAUAAAAUUCAUCUCUUUGGGGGAAAGGAGGCAGUUGAAAGAUAAAGGCCUAAAUUUAUAAGCAUUUUAAUAUCAUGGAAUUUUUUUUUUCCUUAAUAAUUUUAAAUUAAUGGACCACAUAAAAUUCAUGUAUCUCAACCUUGAUGACUAUUAUUGGCGUCACGUUCCUUCUUAUGGAAUUAUUCAAACACUGGUGUGGUUCAUCAACUUAUUUUUAUCAAUAAUACUUAACCAUGAAAAAUUGUUUAUAUUUUAUCAUAAAUGUUAACUGUUUAAUCCCUGCUGCUUGUAUAUAGAAACUAUACCCUUGUUAAUAGUACCUAAGUAGAUUGUAAUUUUCUUCCAUAUUAACUCUUUUGUAACGUUCAAAGUUGUGUGAAUUGCUUGAUGCAACCACUGUAUUAGUAACAGCCAUGACUUUUAUUUUUUAAAUGUUUGAAGAGUUCUUUUUUGAUAAAUUAGAUCUCUUCUUAAUAUAGCCAUACAAACCCUACCUACAUUUUUUAACGAUUGGUACUUUCGAUGAGUGAAUAUAUUUGAUAUGUUAACUAAUGAAGAUAACGAAAAAUUAACAAGUCACAUUCAAGUGUCUUCGAUAUAAUUUUUUUUUUUUUAAUUUUGUAAAUUUGACAUUAUAGGCAUACCACAUCUGAAAUAAAUUACUCUCUUGACUUUUUUCUUUUGGUUUUAGCCUUUUAUUGUUGAUAUGAAUUAAUUUAUGAGGUUACAAGGUAAACAAAAAAAAAAUGUGCAGUUUUUAUUAUUAAAAUUAAACUAUUGCAUGUAAUAUAAAUAAAAUAUUAAUUAAAUUAAGCACCUACAGAAUAUACCUCUUCCUU